GGUUGUUCGUAGCUACGUUUGGGUGCUGCCGUGAAGCGGUUGGUCUGUAGGCCUUGGUGAUCCGCUUCAUGGUAGUGUGCCCUCAAUUACAACGUCUGAUUCUGACAGCGAGACUUCGGUCAGCUACAACACGAUGUACACUGAACUAAAAGCGCGACUCAUCGCACUUAAGGAAGAUAAAGAUGUCAAGGCUGCGCAGGAGCGUCGUGCCGCUGACCCGGGCGUAAUUUUGAACAAGCAGCAGCUGGCUGCCAUGGACCAGCUGAACGCCGUGAAGCUGCAGCUGACAACCAUUAAGAAGCUGAUGGACACGAAGCCUGACGUGCAGGCGGUCGACGGUCCACCGGUGAAGUGGGCCCGUGUCGCCCUUGAGGAUUUCAAAUGUGACUUCGGCGCCAGCGAGGGCAAAGCGAACAAGUCUCUCAGUGGACAGCGCGCACAUAUCGAGAAAUGCUACAAUGCGGUAAUGGACAUUGAGGACGCGUGGUGCAACGUCCUCGCGGCUCGGCCCGGUGAGGAACGCUUCAGGAACAUCGAGGCCAUGGAGACUGCCAUCACCGACGGCAAGGCCGUGUUCCGGGGGGUCGUGAAGGAGCUGGUCGUUGCAUACAACCACGGCUGGGAAGUCGUGCAUGAGAUGCAUGGCAUGGUGUACACGGAGACGGAGGAGGAGUGCAAGGCGCUGAAGCAGGCCGUGAAGGUGGUGGCGGGCAAGAAGCCCAAGCAGGCCAAACCCGCGAGCGUGCUGGCCGGCUCUGGUGUGGGGGCCGGGGUGAAGCCGGCGGCGGCGGCGGUUGUCUGUUUCAAGUGCAAUAAGCCUGGGCACUUCGCCAAAGAGUGCAAGGAGAAGUAACGGGGUGUAGUGUGGUGCGGGUAUG
Volvox carteri f. nagariensis is the source of this 878-nucleotide messenger RNA. RefSeq lists its product as uncharacterized. The record is from RefSeq and is a predicted model, not a curated record. The coding region runs from base 134 to 853 and encodes 239 amino acids. Gene Ontology annotation, molecular function: zinc ion binding; nucleic acid binding. Lineage: Eukaryota; Viridiplantae; Chlorophyta; Chlorophyceae; Chlamydomonadales; Volvocaceae. The transcript has a single exon.